Messenger RNA from Acanthaster planci (crown-of-thorns starfish), 2015 nucleotides. Its product is annotated as putative monocarboxylate transporter 5. Gene Ontology annotation, molecular function: monocarboxylic acid transmembrane transporter activity. NCBI's taxonomy places the organism in Eukaryota, Metazoa, Echinodermata, Asteroidea, Valvatida, Acanthasteridae. The record is from RefSeq and is a predicted model, not a curated record. Gene Ontology annotation, biological process: monocarboxylic acid transport; transmembrane transport.
AACGCAAGCUGAAGUGUGUGAACGUGGCCGCUCACAGGACAAUGCAAGAGAGCUUAAAAGAGUCCUUUGUGUAUGGCUAUACCUACAAUAAUAGUCCAAAGCUAGUGUCUCGGACACUUGGCUUAGCCAUUGGCAUUAACCACUCUGGGAAAUUUGUCUCAUGACGGGAGGUCCAGCAGUGAGGCUGCCAUGGAACCCCACACCGACUCAGGCUGGUCUUGGGUUGUCAUGUUCGGUGCUUUCCUGGUAAAUUUCACAGGGAUUGGUGUCGUGAUGUCAAGAGGCGUUUAUCUGAAUGUCUGGAUGGAGGAUUUAGAGGCCAGUGCAACGAGUACCAGUCUGGUUGUUUCAAUCGGAGCGUUAAUGAUGGCUCUCUUUAGUCCAGUUUCAGGAGCCCUGUGUACCAAAUUUGGACCACGUAUGUUGACAAUAUUGGGUGGAGUACUAAUUAUGGGAGGGGCCAUCGUAUCAUCCUUAGCUUCCACCGUGUCAUUACUUGUCAUCGGCAACGGAUUUAUAACAGGUCUUGGCGCUAGUAUGGCAUUUGUUUCGUCAUUUCAAGGUUUGGCACUGUACUUCAAUCACAAGUUCACCUUCGCUUCUGGCAUGGCAUCAGUGGGUAUAAGCUUUGGCCAUUUGGCUUUCCCACCUCUGAACACCUAUCUCAUUGAUGUGUAUGGCUGGAGGGGCUCCUUGCUGAUCACAGCCGCAGUGAGUAUGCACGUCGCCGUUGCCGGGGCAGUCAUGCGGCCAGUGGCUCUGAUGACGGCAGCCAAUAAGAAGAACGCCGACCUAAAUGCAAAUGUCUCCGAAGCAGAAGUUGGAGUGACCGAAGACAACAGAGAACCCGAUAAUAAUGCUCCCAAACCCCUUACGACCACUCAAGGAAACGGACAAGCUUUGGUGAGAAUGGUUAUUGAACGAAGUACAUCAGACAAUUCACAGCAGUUUUUACGGAUACCACCCGGUGCAGAUUUGCCUUCAGAUGAAGAUUCUACGAAAGAUGACGAAAAGGAUUCUGCGAGGGAUAAUGGAGCGAACGAAUUCAGCCAAGGCAGACGUUCUGGUUUCCGUGACACGCCACACUCGAUCUUUGAAUCCAGCGUACGACGUCUCCUCGUGUUCAAGCACUUUCUGUUUGUGACUUGUGGAAUGAAGCAUUUUGUGCUUACUCCCAGAUUCAAAGUAGUAGUGAUUGUUGGUUUCUGCCAUGGUUUCGGGAAGCUCAGCCUAGUCUACGUUGUCCCACGUGCCGAAACAGUUGGCAUUACCCCGGAGAGAGCAUCGCUUCUUCUGUCUCUCAUUGGUGCUGGCAGCGUUGUGGGCCGGCUCAGCCACGGGUGGUUCAUCGACAGGCAAUACGUCACGGCCGAGAUGACGUUCGCGUGGACACUGCUGCUGUUUUGUGGGUCGAUUUUUCUCGUGCCUGCUUUCGACAGCUUCCCUCCUCUCGGUGUUCUGGCCGUGAUGACGGGAAUCGGAUACAGCGUGUCAGCGUGUCUUCUCGUGGCUAUCGUACGUACCUUAAUGCCAAGUGCUUCAGACACAGCGGCAGCAGUAGGGUUCCUCAUACUGUUCUGGGAUGUUGGUGAAAUCAUUGGUUUAUUAUUAUCCGGUGUCAUUUAUGAUGUCCUCCGGAGCUUUGAUGUUGCUUUUGUGACGGGAGGGGUCGUUCUGCUACUGGCAUCAUCUGCUGCUUUUGUCAUGUACUUUCGUAAGAGAAUGAAAUAUUGUAAGUGUGAGAUGAACCGGGCGGCGUCAAUUUAAACCACAGUCAUUGUUCGCCUUUUAGCGGUUAAGGUGUAAGGCAACCUCGUUGAAAUGCAUCUUCUUUUAUCAAGUUCUAGGUUUUCCCUCUUACUAUGAAUACUGAUGACGAACAACAGAACUAAAUCCCAACAAUAAAACAAAAGGAAUUAAAAGAAAAUAUUUAAUACAUACUCAAUGUAUGAUUUUAAUUUAUACUUAUUCAAGUAUAAAUAUGCAAAUGCCACCAGAGGAUAUCAACGUAAACA